This is a messenger RNA of Notothenia coriiceps (black rockcod), 1366 nucleotides long. RefSeq names its product eukaryotic translation initiation factor 2B, subunit 1 alpha (gene eif2b1). Gene Ontology annotation, cellular component: eukaryotic translation initiation factor 2B complex. Gene Ontology annotation, biological process: translational initiation. Gene Ontology annotation, molecular function: guanyl-nucleotide exchange factor activity; translation initiation factor activity. The transcript has 11 exons. Bases 427 to 1335 code for a protein of 302 amino acids. NCBI's taxonomy places the organism in Eukaryota, Metazoa, Chordata, Actinopteri, Perciformes, Nototheniidae. The record is from RefSeq and is a predicted model, not a curated record.
UUGGACCUAAAGGGCGACUCAAAGCGCUUAAUUUAAAACUCGAGACGGAAUAAAGUGCUCUGACUCAAGAGCGCCGUCGUCAAAUUGUGUCCAAGUCAACAGUUAUCGGAGGUUUCGGUGCUAAAUAAACCCGCCGCCGAGCUUCAAGCUCAAACAGCGGGCAGCAAUGGCUUCAUGUGACUGCAUCGAAAUGGCUUCUGGGUUCAACCCUUUGCCGUUAAUGGAAAAAACCGCUAGAAUCUGAGUGAUACAAAGCGUUCAGACACCGGGCUGAGGCGGUGAGCAGCACGAGUGCGCCCCGGUGCACCUGAGCUCGGCCAUAACCCGCUUGAUGUCAUCUUUAGCCCUGCUCCGGGUCUCAGCUCGGACCGACCUGCCCGACAUUGCCGCGGACUUCAGCUUUAAGGCUCUCUUGUAGGUGUCAGGAUGAACGAAGAAGAGCUGGUGGAGUAUUUCAGGGCUCAGAUGAGGAAAGACCCGGACAUGGCCUCUGCUGUGGCCGCUAUCCGCACCCUGCUGGAAUUCCUCAAGAGAGACAAAGGUGAAACCAUCCUGGGCCUGAGGGAGAGCCUGACGGGGGCCACAGACUGCCUGACAGGAGUGGACUCCUCUGUGGCCGUGUCCUCGGGAGGAGAGCUCUUCCUGCGCUUCAUUAGUCUCACAUCACUGGAGCACCAGGAUCUGUCUCGCUGUAAAAAGGUGAUGGAGGAGAGAGGAGAACUUUUUCUAAAGAAGAUCUCAUUGUCCAGGACCAAAGUCGCUAAGCUCUGUCACACCUUCAUCAAAGACGGAGCUAAAAUCCUGACUCACUCGUACUCCAGAGUGGUCCUGCGGGUCCUUGAAAAAGCUGCAGCUGAGAAGAAGCGCUUCUCUGUCUAUGUGACUGAAUCACAGCCUGACUCAGCUGGGCGACAGAUGGCAGAAGCCCUGAGAAAGCUCAAUGUUCCAGUCACAGUAGUUCUGGAUGCAGCUGUGGGGUAUGUUUUGGAGAAAGUAGACCUAGUUAUUGUUGGUGCGGAGGGGGUCGUUGAGAGCGGAGGGAUCAUCAACAAGAUUGGCACUUAUCAGACGGCCGUGUGCUCUAAAGCUCACAACAAGCCUUUCUACGUGGUGGCAGAGAGUUUCAAAUUUGUCCGACUCUAUCCUCUCAACCAACAGGACGUGCCCGAUAGAUUUAAGUACAAAGCAGACACCCUGAGGAGCGCUCAGAACCUGUCAGAGGAGCAUCCCAUGAUCGACUACACCCCCCCCUCCCUCAUCACCCUCCUCUUCACCGACCUGGGAGUCCUCACCCCGUCUGCUGUCAGCGACGAACUCAUCAAGCUUUAUUUAUAACUCAAUAAAACCCAUUCAUGAAAAAGGUAAA